Molecule: messenger RNA, 3041 nt
Organism: Vanessa tameamea
Lineage: Eukaryota; Metazoa; Arthropoda; Insecta; Lepidoptera; Nymphalidae
Product: transmembrane protein 185A
Exons: 7
Coding region: 127-1218 (363 amino acids)
Source: RefSeq, a predicted model, not a curated record
UUCAGUUUUGUGUAAUCUGUAUACCUUUAAAAUAUAGAUUAUAGGUAGAACAAAUUAAAAAAAAGCAAACACUGCGACCCCGAAGAGAUCGUGAGAUGUUAUUUGAUUUCAAAAAUAAACAGGUGAAUGUGUGUGGAAAUGAAUUUACAGACCCUAUUCCAGGAUUUUAAUCCUAGCAAAUUCGUCGUACAUACUUGUAUGCUGAUAUUCACGGCUCUAUUAGCAUUAAAAUUGGAUAACACUAUAACUUGGUCUUACUGGGCAGUGUUCACGCCUAUAUGGACAUGGAAAUUCCUGGUUAUUCUUGGUGCUACAGUUGGUACAUAUGUUUGGUGGCAGUAUCCCCAUUUCAGAUUGGAAGGUGAAGCUUAUAUUCACUACAAAGCAAUGUUAAUAAGCCUCGCCAUACAUUUGAUUCUACUUAUGUUCGAGCUGCUUGUUUGUGACCAGUUAACAACAACACGCCAUGUUUGGAUACUUGUUUUCAUACCAUUAAUUUUUAUAAGUAUAGUUUCAAUCGCCAUCUGUAUAUGGUGUGUCAAACAUGAUCGUAGUUAUGAGUUGGAGUUGUUUUGUGCUGUAAAUAUACUUCAGUUCAUCUUUCUGGCAUUGAAAUUGGAUGACUUCAUAAAUUGGUCCUGGGAGGUUGUAUUUGUGCCACUAUGGAUACUCAUGUGUCUGAGCCUUGUAGGUGAGUGGGUGCUAUACAGUAUAAUAUUCGCUGGAAUCUUGCUACGCACGCCGGAGGUGAACAUACAGCAACGGCGGACCAGUUUCAACUCUGCUCUGGCUUAUACUUUCACUGUUAUACCCAUAUUAGUGUUUCAGGUCUUGUUAACGAACAAACUCGACGAUGGUUUGGACCUCUCAUACAUCGUAGUAGUCAGCCCGCUGUUUGUGACAUACGUGACACUUAUUAUCAUGUCUUUCAGUUCUAAGGGAGGAAACAAAUGGUGGUUUGGCAUACGAAAGGACUUCUGUCAGUUCCUUCUCUCAGUGUUCCCCCUCCUCCAGGAGUAUGCAAACAUUGCGUACAAUAACAACGUGAACAGAGGAUCAAACGGUAUACCCGCCGAACCUCCGAUCACUCAAGAGCCGUACAGGGACGAGGAGGCUCACAGAAAAGUGAAAGAGAGUAAAAAAUCUCAGAAGAAUCAAAAGAAAAACGAAGCAAUGAAACCAGUCGUGCCUGUGACCAGUAUAGAUAUGCCGGAUUGAUGUUUUAGUAAAUUGAAGUCGGUUAUAAGUGCUGAAAUGUGUGUUCACUUGUUAGAAAUUUACCCUUUGUAAAUAUCGAGCUUCUAUGUGUAAAGCAAUACAAAUUGUUAAGUUUGAUUAGCAUUAAGCUAUUAUUUUUAUGUGCAGAGGAUAUUAUUGGAUAUUAGAAUUGUGCAUUGUUUAUCAUUGUUUUCAAGUGUAUGUUAAUCUUUUCAUCCCGUUGCUAACGGUAUCUGUAAAUGCAGUAAUAGGUACAUUUGUAACUAAUCUUACUUAAUUUUAUUUUUAACUAUGACCGAUAGGCACUAAUAGCCAAACUUCUUUGUUGUUUUUUUUUGUGUCUUGUUUUUGUUGUCGUGUAAAUAGUUUAAAAUGUGUUUUCAUAUAAGUACAUAUGUGAGGCUUUAUUGUUUAUUAGAUUGAUUUGCAUGUGCGAAAUGUACAUAAUAAAAUAAGAUUAUGAUGGUAUACACGUGUACCCGUAGAGGUUAAAAUAUAAAUAAUAAUCAUGUGAUCUGUUUACUAUAUUUCACUUAACAAGCUCACUCAUUAAAAGAAAAUAUGUAAACAUUUGAAACACUAAUAACCUGGACUAUACUUUUCGAAGUAGAGUUAUAAAUUCAGCAAAUAACGUCAAUGACCUGCUAUUUUUAAUUUAGUAACUUCCAGUAUAUGAAAUUCUCAACAAAGUCAGAUUAAAUGAUUUGGUUUUAAACUAAACGCUCAUUGGUCGCCUCACCUGCUAUCGACCAAUGACCAUUCAGUUUCAAGAAACCCUAAGAGAGCUUUCAGAGAGUGGAGGUAAAUAUAAAAAAAAAAAAACUAAUAGUCCUAUUAGACUGUUACUACUUUCAUCGAAGGAAAUUCAAAUUACUUAAGCAAUAUUGAAAGCAAAAUAUAUUUUUACACGAGUAGUUUUUAACAGGAAUAUAUCAACUUAAACUUUAUGUUAUGUAAUAGUUCUACAGUUAAAAGUCACACAUGUGAUAUAACACAAACAUCAAUAUUAAAACUAAGUUGCUGUAGGUAUAUUUACUUAUAUAACGCAGGUCUGUCAUUAUUCUACCAUGACAGGCAUAAGUUAAACUAUUGAAGCAUAAAUAUGUCACUUUUAGACAAUUUAUGAUCGAAUUCGACCUUCAGUUUGAAAAUUGUACCUUUUUAUGCUUGAAGAGAGUCAUAUGAAGGAUUUAAGAAUAUUUUAUUAUUCAUCGCGAGAGUGUUUGUACAUCUUUAUUAUAUACGCGUGAUUUUACUUUGUACAACAUUAACUUGAAAUUAUCUACGUCUUUAAGGAUUUUUUAAAAGUGUUUCAUUUUAUGUAAAUAAAUAAAUUGUCCCUUAAUACCUCUGACUAGUUUAGAUAUCCUUAAUGCUAUAUCUGUGUUAUAUAUCCAUAUCAUAGUGAUAAUAUUUUUUCAUAAUUAGAAAUUUGGUUUGGGAUUCUAAACAUUUUAUCGCCGCAUGUGGUUUUGUAAUUAGAAUAUUACAUACUCGUCACGAAAACGAUUAAUAAAACUAUACAAUAAUAGAGUUGUGUUAGAUAGACAUAGAAAUAAAGAGCAAUAAUUUGUCGUACUUUUUCUUAUCUCUACGAAGUGGAUUUAAUCAAAAUUUACUUAUUAAAAAUUAUCAUUAUUUCAAUAUUUUGUAAAGAGUUUUCUCAAACCCCAAAAAAUAAAUAUUUUUAAAAAACAUAUAUAUAUAUAUAUUUAAAUUUAACAUUAUAUUUUCGAGGUACGAAACGAAAAUUUUAGCAAUUUAAUUUUGGAAUGAAUUUUCUGAUUUCUUGCCAUACUUGUGUGUUUUGACGUGUAAAAGAG